AUGAGGCUGGGAUUAGAACCGCUGUUACUUCUUCCCUUGGUGUUUGCUGCGGGCAAGCCAAAGUGCCUGCCUUCUGGCGAUGAGCGGCCUAUCAAUGCCGCCUUGAGCCGAGGUGGGGCCGGUGCGAGUGUUUCCCUCUGUCCCGGAUCCGUACAUACCUUGUACGAGCCGAUUCGCUUCACGGCGGCGCGGCAGACGCUCACCACGGCCGGGAAAGUGUUGGGAGAUGACCGAGCGAUGCUCAUCGUGGGAGGCGAGCAGCAGGCCGUCGCGAUCUACGGCGACUGCCCCGGCUGUGACGGGCUGACCGUCUCCGACCUCAUCGUGGAUGGAAACCGGCCCCAACUCCUGCGCGUACCAAUGGGCGAGGCGCUCAUCGCGAUGGGCAACGCAGAUGGGCACCACGUGACGGGUUGCCGCCUUUUUGAGCCGCGUGGCUGGAGUGCACUACAUAUCCGGGAGGGCGAUCGGAAGCAAUGCCAGCGCGCGCGGAUCGACAACAACGUCAUUGGACCGUGCGGGGAAGAAUGGGAUGAGGAGUACGACGGCUUCGUCGAGAAGGAGCCAGCGUGGGGUAACCCGCGCUCUGAUGGCAUCAGCCUCGCGUGCAAGCACUCUGUGGUGGAAAAUAAUGUCGUGUUCGAUACAACGGACGGGGCGAUUGUCGUCUUUGGUUCAGCAGGGAGCGAGAUCCGCUCCAACAAGAUCUCUUCUCGAACCCGAGUGGUGCUAGGAGGGAUCAACCUCGUCGACUAUGACCCAUGGGAGGGAGAUUAUACCGGCACGAAGGUACACGAUAACGAGAUCUUGGCGCCGAGCGGGUUCGUCAAGGUCGGUAUCGUGAUCGGACCGAGCUCGUGGUCCGACGACACAGAGACGAGCGUAUUCGGCGGCACGGUGACGGAUAAUACGUUUUCAGGCCAGCGCUUCGGAUACGCCAUGGUGAUCAGCAGCGCGCACGAUUUCACGGUGCUGCGUAACAAAGUGCUGCCCGGGUCUGAGUUUAUUGGCGUACCGGGAACAACAUGUCCCACGGCGCCGGAGAAUGGCGCGCCCCAGGCUUUCCUCAUCAAUAAGGGAAGUGCCGAAGGAAAAUUCCAGCGCGAAUUCGUCAACGGCGAAGUGCAGCACAUCAUCUGCAUCAAUCCCCCGCCAUAUCGCGACCGGGCGUACAAGCCAUGGCGGCUAAGCGAUGCGCCAGAGGCGAUCACAGCUCGGGCGGCCGCCGCAAUCGAUGCUAGUCCUUCAUCGAAGCUCGGGGCACGCGUCGCCGACUCCGUCGUCGCAUACCAGCACAUUCUCCUCGCGGCCCUCGACAGCAUCUCGAACGCCAUGGCCGUCCCCAUACAGAGCGACUCGACAGACGAGCGCCUAGCCGCCCUAGAACAGGGGGACGUGGAGCUGCGAAGGGGACUGGCCAAGCUAAAGCGUAGCAUCGUCAAGCUGACAGAUAACGUCGCAGACGCGGCAGACGGAAGGGCGCCGCUCCUCAAGAGCGUGUAUAACGCUGUGCGGCAACCAGAGGUCAAGCCUGUCAGUAGGACUCACGUAGCGCGCGGAACACAAGCGGCGAGUCAGAGUCACGCGGUGAUGUCGGUCGGCGUCGUGCUUUCUAUCGGUGCCGUACUAGCCCUCGCUCUGGCUGUGCUGCGGCGGUGGCGCCGUACCGCUAAGGGGUUAAAGUCGCGUUAG
Cutaneotrichosporon cavernicola is the source of this 1692-nucleotide messenger RNA. RefSeq lists its product as uncharacterized. The coding region runs from base 1 to 1692 and encodes 563 amino acids. The transcript has 5 exons. The record is from RefSeq and is a predicted model, not a curated record. NCBI's taxonomy places the organism in Eukaryota, Fungi, Basidiomycota, Tremellomycetes, Trichosporonales, Trichosporonaceae.